Messenger RNA from Perca fluviatilis (European perch), 653 nucleotides. RefSeq names its product histone H2B 1/2-like. The coding region runs from base 93 to 602 and encodes 169 amino acids. The transcript has a single exon. Lineage: Eukaryota; Metazoa; Chordata; Actinopteri; Perciformes; Percidae. The record is from RefSeq and is a predicted model, not a curated record. Gene Ontology annotation, molecular function: structural constituent of chromatin; DNA binding; protein heterodimerization activity. Gene Ontology annotation, cellular component: nucleosome.
CUCUAUUCAGUCAAUCAUUUUCACAAGACACAUUACAUUAUUAAUUAAUGAUUAAAUAAAUCGGCUAACAGCAACGGCUACUUGUUCAGCGCAUGCUCAGUCCCGCGCACAGAAGACAACCAAUCCUGUGCGAGCAACAGCACAGUCAUAUUUGCAUCGAGUGCAUACAAAUUGAACGUUCGGCGGUGCGUCAGUAUGUUCUAUUAGUGAAACUCCUAGAACUAAUCAUGCCUGAGCCCAGCGUCAAAGCGCCCAAGAAGGGCUCCAAGAAAGCCGUCUCUAAGGCCGUCAGCAAGACCGGCAAGAAGAGGAGAAAGACCAGGAAGGAGAGCUACGCCAUCUACGUGUACAAGGUGCUGAAACAGGUCCACCCCGACACCGGUAUCUCCUCCAAGGCCAUGGGCAUCAUGAACUCGUUUGUGAGCGACAUCUUUGAGCGCAUCGCCGGUGAGGCCUCCCGUCUGGCCCACUACAACAAGCGCUCCACCAUCACUUCCAGGGAGAUCCAGACCGCCGUGAGGCUGCUGCUGCCCGGGGAGCUGGCCAAGCACGCCGUGUCUGAGGGCACCAAGGCCGUCACCAAGUACACCAGCUCCAAGUAAACCAUCCCGCUGCUCUAAUCCACUAAACCAACGGCUCUUUUAAGAGCCACC